Molecule: messenger RNA, 1348 nt
Organism: Chelonoidis abingdonii (Abingdon island giant tortoise)
Lineage: Eukaryota; Metazoa; Chordata; Testudines; Testudinidae
Gene: WDR73
Product: WD repeat domain 73
Biological process (GO): cytoplasmic microtubule organization
Cellular component (GO): cytosol; spindle pole
Molecular function (GO): protein binding
Source: RefSeq, a predicted model, not a curated record
CUGCGGCCGUUGGGCGGCGCGCGUGCCUGAGGCGGGAUGGCGGAGGAGUCUGCGGAGGACUGGCUGGUGGAGUCCUUGCGGCUAUAUAAUGAUUUGCAUGUGUUUGAGCUUCAAGAGCCGACAAGAGUCAUUGAAUGGAUAGGAGAAAAAAGUGUCUGUGUAGCAGGAUAUGAAAACUCCAGAAGAAAUGAAAUUCUCCAGCUCCUGUUGCCUCAAAAACUGCGUGUGAAAGAGAAGCAGGGUUUGUGUCCCGAGAGAGAUUUCAAGGUGGAGCGUGGUGGAUUUUCCGACUGCCCUGUGUACAGCCUGCGGCAUGUGCCAGACACCAGCUUGCUGGUAACAAGUGGCCCGCCAGAUAGUUCCCUGCAGGUGUGGCAGUUGGCAGCGGAGGACACUGAUGUUAUUAAAUCUGUAAGUACCAUCCCUACGGGAAAUGACAGCAAGAAACCCUGGGCUAAAAUUGCAACCACUUUGGCCAGAACCCCCUCUGUCCUUCAUGGCUCAAGAGUCAACAAUGUCCAAAUUACAGAGAUUGAAUCAAAGAAAAACAUCUACACAGCAGCCUCUAGUAUCAGCGAUGAGGUCAGCGGCCUGGAAUUCCUGGACUGUAAUACUUGGCUGGCCUGCUGCGUGAAGGGGCAGUUGUGCCUGGCAGAUGUUCGACAGCCGCAGAGUCCCCUGGGUAAUACAUCCAUUCCUUCGGCGCUCAGUGGGGAGCAGUGGUGCAUGGGUGUCAGUUCUGGUCUGCAGGGCUCUGAUGUGAAUGCACCCACCAUAGUCCGCCUCUCGUCUGGAGGACAGCUCACACUAACGGACUUGAGAAAUAUCCCAAAGCCUCUGAAAUCAGCCAGGUGCAAAGUUUCUGCAGCCAGCCAAAGUGCAGAGUUGCUGUGCGUCUCGUGGGCUCCUGUUCUGGACGGAUGCCUCGCCGUUUCAGGCUUCAAUGGGACCGUUCAUAUCUAUGACACACGGAGCUGGCCUGUGUCUGGUGGAGAGGCAGAGUCAGUGUUUAGUCACAAAGGACAUAUCUUCAGUGGCAUGGACAACGGCAGUGACUUUCCUCUGGUUACGACACAUGCUUGGCAUCCGUGGAAACCAAGAAUGCUGUUAUCAGCAGCAAGUGAUGGCUCCCUGCAUGUCUGGGACUGGGCAGAGUCUCACAAGGACAGUUGAUCUAUCUUCCUGUUAUGAAAACUCAGACUGAUUUUUUUUUUUCUGAAAUCUGCUGCCCUUGCACGUGUAACCCUGUGUAUAAGGGAAAUUCUAGACUGAAGAUCAUUGUUCAGAAUAAGUUUUACACUCUGGAUUAUUUAAAACACUAUGAAUUUUAAACAUCUAUUUCAUUUGU